This is a messenger RNA of Chanos chanos (milkfish), 1536 nucleotides long. RefSeq names its product PTK6 protein tyrosine kinase 6b (gene ptk6b). The coding region runs from base 1 to 1536 and encodes 511 amino acids. NCBI's taxonomy places the organism in Eukaryota, Metazoa, Chordata, Actinopteri, Gonorynchiformes, Chanidae. Gene Ontology annotation, biological process: protein phosphorylation. Gene Ontology annotation, molecular function: ATP binding; protein tyrosine kinase activity; protein binding. The transcript has 8 exons. The record is from RefSeq and is a predicted model, not a curated record.
AUGGGGGAGUGUUUAAGGAAAUCUUGUCCAUGUCUCAAGACAUUAUGGGACAAGAUAUUCGCAAAACCCAGAGAAGACGGGCAUGCCACCGUAAAGGAAGAACAUGAUCGAACUAGUGAUAUCGUAGAUUCUAUCACGCUGAACGGUGGCGAAGAAUCUAUACUGCAUUACGCACCGCACUGUCCUCGACAAGACAAGAUGAUUUACAGAGCGCUUUGGUCCUUCGAAGCUAGGGCAGAGGAGGAGUUGUCUUUCGAGGCUGGCGACCUGUUUAACGUAAUUAAUAGCACUGGGGAAUGGUGGACCGCGCGAAAAAUUGACAGGAAUGGAUGUACACUCGCCACCGGUUUCGUCCCUUACAAUUAUUUGGAAAGGGAAGAAUCGGAGUCGGGAGAGCCAUGGUAUUUUGGGAAAAUGAGUCGAUUUGAAGCCUUGAGCCAUCUCAUGACACCAGAAAACAAAGAUGGGUCUUUUCUGGUCCGGCUCAGCGAGACCGAAAAUGUGGGAUAUGUGCUCUCAGUGAAAGCGGAAAACAGAGCUAAGCACUUUAAGAUCAUUAAAGCUGCUGGGCAGUUUUAUGUGGAUCCAAGUCGGAAAUUCUCCAGUCUUCAGGACCUGAUUGAGCAUUACAAAACCAGACGCCUAGCCUCAGUGGACAGAUUAGGCCAGGCUUGUAUUAGGAAAGAGCCUCAGCCCCAGGACUUAUCUCAUUCCACAGUGGACGAUUGGGAACUGCCCAAAGAGGAGUUCACUCUGGAAAGACAGCUUGGGAAGGGACACUUUGCAGACGUGUAUCGGGGCAAGUGGAAGGACCGUGUCAACGUAGCCAUAAAAGUCCUCAAGACUGAAGAGUCCCUGGAUCAGACCGAAUUUCAGCAGGAGGUGCAGAUACUGAAGCGACUCAGACACAGGCAUCUCAUCUCCCUGUUUGCCAUCUGCACAGCCUCUACCCCUUAUUACAUCAUUACUGAGCUCAUGGAGAAAGGCGACCUGCUCAAACUCCUCAGAAGUGAAGAGGGUGCUGCUUUAGACAGGAUUUCUCUGAUUGACAUGGCAGCCCAGGUGGCUGAUGGGAUGUCUUACCUUGAGGCCAACAAUAGCAUCCACCGAGAUUUGGCAGCACGGAAUGUUCUGGUCGGCGAAGGCUACAUCUGCAAAGUGGCUGAUUUUGGUCUGGCCCGAAUCAUCAAGGAGCCCUUUUACACAUCUGAGGAUAAGACCAUUCCCUAUAAGUGGUGUGCCCCUGAAGCAAUCAGUCACGGACGUUACUCCAACAAAUCGGAUGUGUGGUCUUUCGGAGUUCUGCUGUAUGAGAUGCUCACCUAUGGAGGAAUUCCUUAUCCAGCUUUUUCCAACCGCGAGGUAUAUCAUCAAAUCACUGAGAACGGCUACAGAAUGCCGGCCCCAACCAAAUGUCCCCAGUACGUCUAUGACAUCAUGCUAGCCUGCUGGAGGGAUAACCCAGAGGACAGACCGGAUUUUAAAGACCUGAAACCUGACCUGGAGAAUGUGAAUCGCUAUUCUGAGCUGGAGUGA